AUGAGCGCAAACAAGUCUACCUGUCCGUCACUCCUUCCGUCCUGUGAUCUCCCAAAUUUCACCCCGAACCUUCGACCCCGUCGAAGUCUUCCGACCACAGCGCCAGAAGCAAUUCCCUCGCAAACCGCUAACAUAUUCCAUUCUCCAGCCCCGAAUUCGUCAUCUCCCUCGUCCGAACCCCCCAACCUCUCAAACCGCUAUGCCCAGUUCCGCGUCCCCCUCAACUUCAACAAACUCGACAUGCGCGACUAUCUCGAGCGUGCGUAUGGCGUCGGCGUCGUUAGCGUCCGCAGCUACGUCCAGCUACAGCCUAUUACCCGUAUUACCAAGGAUGGAAGGCAACUGGGUGCGUGGCGACGACCGAAGUCCGAGAAGCGCAUGACGGUCGAGUUGAGGGACCCGUUCGUUUGGCCCGAGGAGCCUACUGAUCUCAGCAAAUGGGAAAAAGAAUCCUGGAACUCCCAAGAAAGAGUGCAAACCGAGCAGCGCCGCGAAAACGUUCAGAAGCCCAAUGCUGCCGAGAAGCCGGAUGAGAAGCUGCGUAAGGCAUUCAAGAAGCAGGCUGAGGAAUUGAAGAAGAAUAAGGAGACCUGGCGGCCGACUUGGAAGGUGCUUGGUUUGGAUUUUGCGCAUAAGGAGAUGGCUAAUAUGGGGAAGAGUGUUCGUCCUCCUAAGUGGCAGCAGAAGCCGUAA
This is a messenger RNA of Penicillium atrosanguineum, 693 nucleotides long. RefSeq names its product mitochondrial 54S ribosomal protein uL23m. The transcript has 3 exons. Gene Ontology annotation, cellular component: ribosome; mitochondrial large ribosomal subunit. Lineage: Eukaryota; Fungi; Ascomycota; Eurotiomycetes; Eurotiales; Aspergillaceae. The record is from RefSeq and is a predicted model, not a curated record. Gene Ontology annotation, biological process: mitochondrial translation. The coding region runs from base 1 to 693 and encodes 230 amino acids. Gene Ontology annotation, molecular function: structural constituent of ribosome.